Botrytis deweyae is the source of this 810-nucleotide messenger RNA. RefSeq lists its product as uncharacterized. The record is from RefSeq and is a predicted model, not a curated record. The coding region runs from base 1 to 810 and encodes 269 amino acids. NCBI's taxonomy places the organism in Eukaryota, Fungi, Ascomycota, Leotiomycetes, Helotiales, Sclerotiniaceae. The transcript is spliced from 2 exons.
AUGGCACGAUUAGAGGGUGGUGAAGAAAAUGGUGAUAAAGCUCAAGUCUGCGGGCCACCACGUCAAAGGAGACUGAAGUCAAAAUUCAAGCCGGAUCAGAUCUUUGCAUUGGCCGACACGGAAGCUUUAUCUAAGGAUCAAGAAAACGCCUCUAUAUCAAGGCAGAAUUCGGUCGUAGUUCUAUGGGAUGCCGAUAACAAAAGAACUUCUCCGUCUUAUGACGACGUGGUAACUUCGUUGAAGAAGUUCGCUGGGCAUUUCGGGGAGCUUAUUAAUAUAACAGCUUUUGGUACUCAUCUCACAUUCUCUGAAAGUGGUACAAGAUUAAUAGAAGCUGGCGUCCACAUUGAAAGCGUGGGUACAGCUCUCCAAGAAGCAGAUGCAGCUCUACGACGCGCGUGGAAGAAGUGGAAGAUGACACAGUUAGAGAAGGAACCUAAUCCUUUUGUUUGGUUAAUUCUAGUCACAGAUGAUGCAGGGUUUCGGUACAUGUUGAGGUCAGCCAAGAGAAGUGGAUUUGGAAUUGUGGUUGUGAACGAAUUCUUCACCAAACUCUCGUUGGAAGGGGAUUUGCGCAUGCCUUGGCCACAACUCAAAGCUGGAAACGAUAGUUUGGAGGGCAUAGUCGAUCAUAUUGUUGGCAUGUCGACCAUGGGUCGAAGAUGGAUAAGGGAGAAUAUGAUUACAACUCAUUUUGGAGAUGACGAUUCAAUUGACAAAGUCAUAUUAGAGCUUAGAAUUCAACUGAAGGCCAAAAACAUCAUGAGACAGGAAUUGUUGUUGAGAACAAAGCAGAAACGGUUGAUAUGA